Messenger RNA from Scomber japonicus (chub mackerel), 3272 nucleotides. RefSeq names its product catalase (gene cat). Gene Ontology annotation, biological process: hydrogen peroxide catabolic process; response to hydrogen peroxide. Gene Ontology annotation, cellular component: cytoplasm; peroxisome; mitochondrion. Lineage: Eukaryota; Metazoa; Chordata; Actinopteri; Scombriformes; Scombridae. Gene Ontology annotation, molecular function: heme binding; catalase activity. The transcript has 13 exons. Bases 93 to 1676 code for a protein of 527 amino acids. The record is from RefSeq and is a predicted model, not a curated record.
AAGUCCAGGAAGAAAUCUCCAGGAAUCGGGACAGUAUCGCUAUUUCCUCCACAGUGUCUUCUCAUCUGCCACAUCAGCGUUGACUUGUCGAGAUGGCUGAAAACAGAGAUAAAGCUACCGAUCAAAUGAAGACAUGGAAGGAGAACAGAAGCUCUCAGAGGCCAGACACACUGACCACAGGGGCCGGCCAUCCCAUUGGAGACAAGCUCAACCUGCAGACUGUAGGACCGAGGGGGCCGCUGCUGGUUCAGGAUGUGGUCUUCACAGAUGAGAUGGCCCACUUUGACCGGGAACGAAUCCCAGAAAGAGUGGUGCAUGCUAAGGGAGCAGGUGCAUUUGGAUACUUUGAGGUGACUCAUGACAUCAGUCGCUACUGCAAGGCCAAGGUGUUUGAGCAUGUCGGCAAGACUACACCAAUUGCUGUCCGCUUCUCCACUGUAGCUGGGGAAUCAGGAUCAGCAGACACAGUGCGAGACCCUAGAGGCUUCGCAGUCAAGUUUUACACUGAUGAAGGCAACUGGGACCUAACAGGAAACAACACCCCCAUUUUUUUCAUUAGGGAUGCCCUGCUGUUCCCGUCCUUCAUCCACUCCCAGAAGCGCAAUCCCCAAACCCACAUGAAAGACCCGGACAUGGUGUGGGACUUCUGGAGUCUGAGGCCUGAGAGUCUGCAUCAGGUGUCCUUCCUGUUCAGUGAUCGAGGUUUGCCAGAUGGCUACCGUUUCAUGAAUGGCUACGGCUCUCAUACCUUUAAACUGGUAAAUGCUAGUGGAGAGCGUUUCUACUGCAAGUUCCACUACAAGACUGAUCAAGGAAUAAAGAAUCUGCCAGUGGAUGAGGCAGAACGCCUGGUUUCCAGCAACCCAGAUUAUGCUAUUGGAGACCUGUUCAACGCCAUUGCCAAUGGAAACUUCCCGUCCUGGACCUUCUUCAUACAGGUCAUGACCUUUGAGCAGGCUGAGAAGUUCCAGUUCAACCCCUUCGACCUUACCAAGGUUUGGUCACAUAAAGAAUAUCCAUUGAUCCCUGUGGGGAAAAUGGUACUCAACAGAAACCCAGUCAACUACUUUGCAGAGGUGGAGCAGCUAGCCUUUGACCCCAGUAACAUGCCACCAGGCAUUGAGCCCAGCCCUGACAAGAUGCUGCAGGGUCGUCUCUUCUCCUACCCAGACACACAUCGACACCGUCUGGGAGCCAACUACCUGCAGUUACCCGUCAACUGCCCCUUCCGGGCCCGUGUGGCCAACUACCAGCGUGACGGUCCGAUGUGCAUGUUUGACAACCAAGGUGGAGCUCCAAACUACUUUCCCAACAGCUUUAGUGCCCCAGAAACCCAGCCUCGAUUCAUGGAGUCCAAGUUCCAGAUGUCUGGAGAUGUGGCACGUUACAACAGUGCAGAUGAUGAUAAUGUCACACAGGUUCGUGAGUUCUACACUCAGGUGCUGAACGAAGAGGAGCGUCAGAGACUUUGCCAGAACAUGGCAGGAGCCCUGAAAGGGGCCCAGCUCUUCAUCCAGAAGCGCAUGGUCGAGAACUUGAAGGCUGUCCAUGCAGACUAUGGAAACAGAGUUCAGGCCCUUCUCAACAAGUACAAUGCAGAGACCCAGAAGAACUCACCUGUGCGUGUCUACAGCCGUCCAGGAGCAUCGACCAUCGCAGCGUCCUCCAAGAUGUGAUUCCUUAAAUUUCCACUAGGGGACCUCCCCUCAUUUCUCUGAGAACAAAAUGCACUUACAUAAUUAUCAACUGCUACUACCAGUCACAGGAUAUGGACUUAACUUGCCAAUCAAAUAUAAGACUGAAAUACUUACUAUAGGGUUCUUUUUUAAUUGAACCAAUUAAUGCAGCUUAUGGUUUUCUUACAUACCAUAAAAAAUGGUGUAUAAGACGCACCUUUAACACAAUAUUUUUUCAUUUAAAAGUAAGGGGUGUAAAAUACAGAGAGAGGUUGGAUCUGGAUAUGAUCAUAUGUGUAAAAGGCCGUCCAUACUAAGAAUGAUAACUAUAAAAGUAAAGAUAAUGAUGUGAGCCUCCACACUCAUGAACUAUACCGUCCUAUAUACCAUAUACAGCGGUGUCAAGCAUGCGCUGCAUACUCCAGCUGUGUCGGCAGCUAAUGAAAAUAGAUAGACUAUUGAUGACCUGUUAAUGCUGUAUGUUGUGCAGGAAAAUGAUUGUGUUUUGAUCAGAAGUAUUUCGGUACACUCAUCUUUAAUAGAAAAGUGUUUUUCCCAAGCAUGAGAAAAUAGAUAGAUUGCGUCUUAUACACCAGUUUUUACGGUAUUUGUUUGCUCUGAAAAUAAACUAAGUGAAAAUAUAUAAUCCAUUGCCUUAACAAUAAGUUAAUAAAAGACUAUAGCAAAACUAGAGAUCAAUUCAUCAUGCCUUAGCUCUCUGGGUCACUCAGUCUGAGGAAAAAAGCCUUUAAGUUAUUUUUGUCUUGAUUGACCAGUUAAACAUGACUUUUUGUAAUGAUUAAAAAGUAGUCCACAUUUAUGUUUAAUUUUGACCAAUGACUAGUAACACCAAACACCUUGUUGGAGUUGUAUGUGCAUUUCACUUUGACUGCAGUAAUGACUGAAUCUCAGCCCUUGGUAAAUGCUAUGAAGCGUAAUGAUUGUUUCUAAUAAUUCCUCAGGUUGUGUGAAUACUACUAUGUCAUGUUUUCUUUUGCUAAAGUUAAGAAAAAUGCAUCCAGAGCUACUCUAAAUGUCCUCUUGCAACAUUAAAACAAUAUUUGUGGGGGGAAAAAAGAUUUUGAUCGGCUUAUGAGAGUGUUUUUUUCUUUUCAGUAUGGGCCAUAAAUAGUUUUGGCCACAUUUAUUUUUGCCUGACUGAACAAUAGACAAUAUGAAUACAUAGCAGACUAUAAUUACUUAUGAGAAAACAAACUGGAUUUCAUCUUAAAUGGGCAGAAAUGGCAAUAUGAAAUAAUUUAUUGAGAAAACAGGAUAUUUUUUAAGUUUUCCCACAUGCCAUUAGUGACCUAAUAAUGAAAGAUUUAAAUGAGUGUUGAAUUUGAUUCUUUCAUCCUCAGUUCAGACUCAUCUUUGAACGAGAUCAAAGAUUCCCAACAGGAUGCAAACAUGGUAAAAUCAAAAGUAUAACUGUUCAUAUGAAUUAGUUACAUAUCCUGCUACUGAUGUGUAUUCAUAAACUAAUCUGAAUGUAAUGUUUUUUUUAUUAAUAUAAAAGUUGUGAACUUCUUUGGGAUGAGAUGUGUAUUUAGUGCGUAUCAAUUAUUUUGUAAUUAAAGCUUAUUAGCAGCUUUC